GUUCAGAAGUGUCAUGUGCCAUUGAAACUCAGGUUAUGUUAUUGUUAUUUUUAUUCAAAACACGUUUCGUUCAACAAUUAGGACAUUAAUUCAUAAAUUUUGUUAACAAUUACAUUAAAAUCAAAUCUGGAGAAUAUGUCCAGAAAAUAUUUUAAUCUUAAAAAAUAAAAUAUACAAUUAGAAGGAAAAUCAGUUAUAUGUUUGUGAGUGCACUGUGAUAUUCAUGAAUAUUAUCUACUUAUCUCUAUUGUCAUAGAGAGUUCAUAAGUGCGAGUUAAGGAAAAAUGUUUUUGCCCAACUGAGAAAAAGUUUCACUCAACUUAAUGAAUAUUAAUAGUAUACUAUUCAACAAUUCGAACAAUAAAAAUAAGGAGUCGAACAAAAAAAAAAGUCAUAAAAAUUGAAGAGUCUGAUAAACAAAAGGCCUAAUGAAGAAAUCAAUUGAUUCUCCCAGUAAAACAUUUGCAGAUGUUUGCAAAGCGUCACCAGACAAACUUCAGUCCUCAACUCAAGCUGCCGACGAUGGAAAAAAAUUGGAAAUUAAGAAAAAAGAUGCCAAUUGUCCACCGAAGCAAUUCGAGUAUACUCAUCCUCAUCGCUUAUUAAGUCUUUUGUAUCAAUUAGAAUUAUCCGCAUUAUCUUUACUCAGGACAUCCGUAUCUAAAAAUUCUUCAAAGCCUAUAUUUCAAAAUUCCCUAGACGGUCAGUUUAACAAUAUUGUUCUACAUUUUAAUGAAGAAAACUUUUGCAUCAAGGUACAAUAUGUCGAUACUCAUUAUUCACAAAAGUGUCUUGAUUACAAUUCCCUCUUCUCUUCAAUUGAGGGAAAAUUUAAUAUUAGAAAAUACCUUAACGAAUUUGCAGCCGAAUUACUCAAUUAUUCAGAUUCUAUUUCUUCAGCGCCGAAAUAUUUAAUUAUCUUCACGAAUGGGGAUUUAGAUAUAACCAAAAAUAGAAAAUUCAAACAAACGGAAAAUAUUUUCAUACCACAAUUAAGUGUCGUAAAUCCAGAGACUGAUAAAAAUUUACAUCAGUUCUUUAAAAGUAAUGGUAAAUUUUAUCGAUUCUCCGAUGAUGAGGAGACGAGGGAGUUCCUGGCGGAUAUGGUGACGUUCAAUCUGCAAAUUAGAAGUAAAAUGAAGAAGAAAGGUUUAUCUCCAGAAGAAGUAAGAAGGGCUUUUUUCGAUAGAUUAAUCCUCGCCGUGAAUCAAGCGAAAAUAUCAGAAAUUAGCGAUACGUUUCGACGGGAAUUGAAGAAAAGUGACGAUACUCUUCGACGGGAAUUGAAGAGUGACGAUUUUUCAAAAAUCGUACUUGCUCAAUUGUUAGAAGAAGGAGAAGAAGAAAACAUAGUUGGUUGCGAAUAUCUAAGAUCAAUGCUGUACAGUUACAAUUUAUUCAUCUUCUGCACUCACUCAAUGUUUCUUGAUGAAAAUAUCCACUCUAUUCGAUUCGAAGAGAACUUUCAAUCACACACCAUCAGAAUUGAGAUUAAUUCCAAAAGUCUACAAAUCAAAGCACUUGAAAUUGAUCUCUCCAGAUUUACGCUUCAAGAAUUAGCCAAACAACGGGAUAUUUUUUCCAUUGACGCUUAUUUUGACAACUAUCUCAAAAUGGAAUUCAAAAGCACCAACUAUUAUGUUAUUUACACAAAUGUCGGUUGUCCCCUACUUAGGGAAUUGAUAAUAGGAAAUAAUUUCGAUCUCCUGAAAUAUGAUCCUACAGAUGGUCCACAAUUCACCGAGAUAGAUAACGACGAUGAACGAUACUCAACACUCAAGCAUUUGAAUUUUAACAAUUUAUUCAAAUUUACAUUAGGUGAGACAAAAUAUUGGUAUCAACCGGAAAUAUCACCAUUUCUCAAAGUGGGCGAUUAUAGAAGAAAGAAAACUUUUGCCGAAAUGCUUGAAAUUGAAUUAAAGAGGGAAUUUCUGGAGAGUAUUGUCUUUGCUGUCAAGCAACCGACUUGUGACGAAUUGUACAAAAGUAUUGGGAAUAUUAAAAAUACGCCACAAGUGCCUUAUGAUACUGUGAAAUUGGAUAAAAUCGCAUUGUCGUAUUUACAGUCGCAUGAAUAUGUGACAUUGACAAAGGAACUGAUGAUUAAAAUUUCUGAUGAGUUAGAAAAAAAACGGAGCGUUGGCAAUUAUGUUGAAAUCGAAUUCGCAAAACGGGUCCUCUCGGCGGAUUUGCCGGAAUUCGGUCAAUUUAUAGACUUUCUGAUCAGGGGUAAUGGAAAGUGGUACUUGGACAUUUUGAAAAAGAAUGACGUGAGCAUUUCCUCUUUGUCGAAGGUUAUUGAGGGAGCAAAGAGUCAUGAGGUCAUACAAACUUUCACUGAUUUUUGCAACAUAUGCUUCGAUCCCGAAGGAGGGAAAACUGAUGUUUUGAAAAAUUUCGAAGGCAAGGGACUUCCGAUAAACUUCUUUUCUAUGAUUCUAAGAGGUUCUGGUUCGGAAGCUCCUAAAACACUUCGAGAUUUACACGAUCUUUGGUUCGAUGAUUUUGGAAAUCCGACAAAUUACAUGCGAUCGAUGGAAACUGAAGCGGUAUUAACACAAAUACCGAUGGUUUUUUACAAUUCAGGAGCCGAUUGUGUGGGACGAUUGAAAGCAUUUUAUCAUUUUUGGUACGAUCCAAAUGGAACUAAAACUCAAAGUCUGAAAAAUUUAGAGAACAACGGAAUUCAUUUAUCAGCUAUUUGUAGUAUUUUAACGAAAUCAGGCGAAGGGUGCUUUCAAAAAUUCUACGAACUCUGGUUUGAGGAAAGUGGAAAGAAAACUACACGUUUGCAAAAACUGGAAGAAGAAGGAGUUACUUUAGUUCAAGUCUGCAUGGUAUUGAGACGAACCGGCAAAAAUGUUGUCGAAGCUUUCGAUAAAUUGUACAGCAUUUGGUUCGAUGAUUCGGGACUAAAAACACACUAUUCCUUGACAUUAUUGGAUGAGAAUGUACACUUUUCAGAUAUAGUGGAUAUUUUACAGAAAACCGGAUCCAACGCUCUGGAAAUAUUUAAAGAUCUCUACGUCCGUUGGUUUUUAGAUGAUGGUACAAAAACUAAAUAUUUGAAAAUUCUCGAAGCAAAUGGAAUCGAUGUUCUUAAAACUUGCAAACAUUUAAGUGCUGCAGGACUUCAGUCUGUUGAUAAGUUUAAAAUUCUCGUUAAUUCUUAUGAUCCACUGUGUCAGUGGAAUGUACAAACAACGCAAACUAGCGAAGAAGGACAAGUUGUGGAAAAAAUUCCAAAAAUCGACAAAAAGAGAGAAGAAGAGGUGAAUACAAUAUUGAUGGAUUUUACGAAAAAGGAACCUAGAGAAUCAAAACAAAAAGAAGAAGAAAGAACAACUUUAGAUUCAGAUACGGAUCCAGAUCCAGAUCCAGAUGAAAGUGACGAUAAUUCCGAAGUGUCAAGCAAUGAUGAUCUUCUGAUCACAGAUGUAAAAUACAUUGGUUAUUUUCUCCCGAAAUCAGAACGAUUAGAACUCAAGAGGAAACAUCAAUUCGUCAAAUCAUUUGAUUUUGGUGAAACUAGUUCAGAAUAUAGACAACUUUUAAAAUUCCUAACCAAACAAGAUGGGAAAGAAUAUUCUCAGGUUCUUAUGGCAAAUAAUAUAUUUUUGAAUAAUUUGGCAUCAGUUUUUAAAGGAAUUACAACUCCACUUGAAGUCAUUAAAGUAUUUAGAGAAUUAUACACACUUUGGUUUAACGAAACUGGCAAAAUGAAUACAUGCUUAGAAAUUUUAUGUCGAGCAAAAGUACAAUUAUCUGAAAUAAUAAUCAUUCUCUAUGGAUCAGGAAUUAAUGCUGUGGAAGCCUUUCAAAAUUUACAUCAACUUUUGUUCGAUUCAUUGGGAAAUAAAACUCGUUAUUUGACAAAUUUCGAAAAAAAUGGAAUAAAUGGAACGAACAUUAGUUCUACUUUCAGGGAAUCAGGUGUCAAUGCUGCUGAAAAUAUUAAAGAGGUCCACGAUAUUUUCUUUGAUUCAAUCGGUGAGAAAACGGAACGUUUCAAUAUUCUCGAAAAAGAGAAAAUUAAUCUACAAGAACUGUUUAGAAUUCUAAAAGCUACGGGUAAUGAAACAAGAGAAAUUUUUCAAAAUCUAUAUAAACUUUGGUUUGAUUCACAAGGAAAGAAAACCGAAUUUCUCAUGAAUUUGGAGAAAGAAAAAAUUGAUUUGCCACUAAUUGUGGAACUUUUGGCUAAAAGUGGUCAAAAUGCACCAGCUGUCUUCAAACAUCUUUACUAUUUUGUACUUGAUAAAAAGGGAUCUAAACAAUACUAUAUAAGAAAACUGGAAAAGGAUGUAAAUUUACGAAAACUAUUUUACAUUGUAAGUGGACGUUGUUUUAAUCCUGUGCAUUUAAAAAAAUUAUAUAAACUUUGGUACAAAUCGAGUGGAACUAAAACUACUGGUAUUUUAAUGUUGGAAAAUUGUGGAGUUACUUUGGAUUUAAUAUCAAGUUUAUUGAAAGGAACAGUUGGAAACGCCCCUAAAAUUUUUAAUAAUUUAAUUAAUUUUUUGCUCGAUAAAGAAGGAAAGAAAACGCAGGAAAUGAAAAAUAUCGAAAAAGUUAUUGAAUUAAGGGAAAUGUUUAAAAUGAUAAUGGGAGCAAAAAGUAAGACGUAUAAAAUUUUCGUUAAGUUAUAUAAACUUUGGUUUGAUGAAAAAGGAAAUAGAACAAAUCAUCUUUUAAUUUUGGAGAAAAAUAAUAUUACUUUAAUGGAUCUUUCAAGUCAAUUUUAUGGAUCAGGAUUUGAUGUUAUUGCAAAUUUUAAAAAAAUUACUAAAUCUUUAAGCAACGUAAAGUAAAAAGAAAUAAUUUUUUUAGUAUAAGUGGAAUAAAUUCUAUUGAUUCUCCACUUUUUUUCACUUUUUUUUGUAGGUACUUUUGAUAACUACCGACGCAUUUAUUAACUAUAAGAUUUAUUAUUUUGUUAUCCGGUUUUUGAAAAACCACUUUGAAAAUAAAUAUUUUUAUACAUUUCUAUAUUAUUUAUAUUGAACACUUUUCUAUAAAACGAAAAACAAAAAGGAAUCAAUAUCAAAGAACACAAAUGUGACGCGCUCCGAAAAAAGGUUCCUAAAAAGGUUCAUUAGAACCUUCAUUAAAUAAUCUUUUUUUAAUUUACUUUGUUUGUCAUUUACGCAUAAUAUUAAAUAAAAAUUGUAUUUAAGUUUUUAUAAUUAAACAUUUUGUGAUUUUUUCUAA
Leptopilina heterotoma is the source of this 5211-nucleotide messenger RNA. RefSeq lists its product as uncharacterized. Bases 429 to 4811 code for a protein of 1460 amino acids. The transcript is spliced from 4 exons. The record is from RefSeq and is a predicted model, not a curated record. NCBI's taxonomy places the organism in Eukaryota, Metazoa, Arthropoda, Insecta, Hymenoptera, Figitidae.